Macrosiphum euphorbiae (potato aphid) is the source of this 573-nucleotide messenger RNA. NCBI's taxonomy places the organism in Eukaryota, Metazoa, Arthropoda, Insecta, Hemiptera, Aphididae. The record is from the annotation of a GenBank genome assembly.
AUGUCACCUAAAAUAACAUUGUCGCAAAAAUAUGGCGUUUCUCCAAUUAAGAAGACUCCAACUAAAAUAAGCUUCAAUGAUUAUUCUCCAAACCUGUUUAUGUCAUCUCAAAAACAUUAUUCUCCCAAAAAUUCUAAGUACAACUUGUCAAAUAUGCCUGGAAAUUUUGUAAAAAAGCAAUUAUUUAAGCCAAAAGAAAGCAGCAGCACACAUUCAACUUCUAAUGAUCAGUUUAAGGAUAUGGUAUCCCAUAAUUUAAUAACUAUGAAACACAGUAUAAGGAAUUUAAAUGAAAAUUUUGAUUUGAUGAUUGAAAGAAGUUCCAAAUUGUCACAAAGCUCAAACCAAAUUCAUGAAGAUGAUGUAGCUGAUAAUUACACAAAUCUCAACUGUAUUUUUCCUAUUAACGACGUGAAUACUUUGAAUGAUAUUGAAGAACAACUAGCAGCAGAUAAAACAUAUCAUAAAUUAAUGACAAAUAAACUAGUCGGAUUAGGUGGAAAAACUAUACAAAUUUAUGUUAAACGAGUUAUGCAUCUAUUAUUCACUGAUGAACUGUUAAAAUAUUAUUAA